AUGGACAAGGUUCUGAGACCAGAGAGACUGGAGGUAGAUCCUAACUCUAGCGAAGCAUCCUGUGAGUGGCUGCACUGGAAGAAGACUUUCGAUAAUUUUCUAAACGCCUUGCCGUCUGAAGGCCUUGAUAAACUAGGUGUACUGGUGAAUUUCAUAUCUCCUCGUAUAUUCCAAAACAUUGAGGAGGCAGAAUCGUACGAUACUGCGAUUGAGAUUCUGAAAACAAUGUUUGUCAAACCUCUCAAUGAAGUUUAUUCUCGGCAUGUUCUGGCAACCAGGAACCAACAAGCAUCUGAAAAUGUAGACGAAUACAUGCAAGCAUUGAAAUCGUUAAGCAAACAUUGUAAUUUCAAAGCUGUAUCUGCUGUUCCAAACCGAGAUGCUUUUGUCCGAGACGCUUUUAUCCGGGGGUUAAACUCCACAUGGAUACGACAGCGUUUGUUGGAAAACAAACACCUUGGUCUUAAUACGACAUACGAUCAAGCCAGAAGCUUAGAAGUAGCAAUUAAGAAUGCUGAAGCUUAUCGAGUAUCCGAUCCUUCUAUGUCUGCGGCUGCUCAACACAGUGAAACUCAAAACGAUGAGACAUCGUGUGAUAUCGAGAAAAUAUCUGCUACUGCAAAUUCCGCGUGCUUUUUCUGA
Messenger RNA from Styela clava, 642 nucleotides. The record is from RefSeq and is a predicted model, not a curated record. NCBI's taxonomy places the organism in Eukaryota, Metazoa, Chordata, Ascidiacea, Stolidobranchia, Styelidae.